This is a messenger RNA of Scleropages formosus (Asian bonytongue), 1491 nucleotides long. RefSeq names its product prefoldin subunit 3-like. Gene Ontology annotation, molecular function: tubulin binding. Lineage: Eukaryota; Metazoa; Chordata; Actinopteri; Osteoglossiformes; Osteoglossidae. The transcript has 6 exons. Gene Ontology annotation, biological process: protein folding; microtubule-based process; tubulin complex assembly. Gene Ontology annotation, cellular component: prefoldin complex; cytoplasm. The record is from RefSeq and is a predicted model, not a curated record. The coding region runs from base 15 to 602 and encodes 195 amino acids.
GGUCACCCUCCAAGAUGGCGGCGCCCAUGAAGCCCAGCAACACAGCAACGACAAACAAGAAAAAACAUCUGGGAAUCCCAGAGGCGGUGUUUGUGGAGGACAUUGACACUUUCAUGAAGGCGCCAGGGAACGAGACGGCGGACCGAGUGCUGAAGAGACUCAACGAACAAUUCCAGAAGUAUCAGUUCAUGGAGCUCAAUCUGGCCCAGAAGAAGCUCCGGUUAAAAAAUCAGAUACCACACAUUAAGCAGACCUUAGAAAUGUUAAGACACAUGCAGAAGAAGAAAGACGUGACCGGCCCAAUGGAGACACACUUUCUGUUGGCGGACAAUGUGUACUGCAAAGCCUUGGUACCAGCCACAGACAAAGUGUGCUUGUGGCUUGGGGCAAAUAUCAUGCUGGAAUAUGACAUUGAUGAUGCACAGCUGCUGCUGGAGAAGAACCUUGCCACUGCUUCCCGGAACCUGGAUUCAGCUGAGGAAGACAUGGACUUCCUGCGAGAUCAGUUCACUACCACUGAAGUCAACAUGGCACGAGUCUACAACUGGGAUGUUAAGAGGAGAGCUAGAGACAGUCUUUCUAAAAUAGAGCAUGUGUCUUGAAGCUCAAGCCAAAGCCCAAAACUCACAGACAACACAUCUUGUGCUCCAGGACUUGGUCACACUGUUGUCUAUUAUAGGGACUUUUAAAACAUACUUUGAAGAACAAAUAAUGUGCAGUAUUUAAUGCUGGAUGCCAAGUGAAUAACUUAUUAAUUUUUUCCAUUUUGUUUUGUUUGUGAUAAUCUUAGCUGGCAAUGGCUGCAUCACGGCUCUGUACAAAAUUUUUGAUGUGAAGUAUGUAGUAAAAUGAGAUAUUGUGUGGAAAUUGCCUGCAGUGCUCACAGAUUUGUGGUGUAUUUAGAGCAAGAUGGAAAGAACUUGCCUUACAUGUCAUUUCAUGUUGCGCUAAUAUUGCAUCAGGAGCCCUACAAAGGUCCUAAGGGCCCAUUCCUCUCACACGCUUCAUCCUCUUCCUUUAAUUCCAGCUUUGUAAACAUGGCAUAGCCCCUUUUUUCUAACUCUGACCAUAUUUAUUUUUGUAUUAACUUGCUAUGAAACUGUUGAAAAGAAAUCUGUGUGUGUUGCUGCUGGCAAAUGUGAUCAUUUCCUGUUUUUAUGUUUUCUACGGGUUGACAUUACUAUAAAUGUAGUCUCCAUAAAAUGGAAUGUGAUUCACAGAAUAAUUGAUUGUCAUAUGUGUUGUUUUGAUGGUUAUAUACAGUUUUGCCCUAUAUGAUUGAUAUUAAGUUAAUUCACCUGUAUAAAUGGAUUUGAGGGUGCAGAUAAUUUCACUCAAACUGGAUGCAAGUCUUAGACUGUUGGUCGUCCUAUAGCUCUGCACUAGUUGCCAACAGCUGCUGAUUUUUGUUGGUUUCACAGUUAACAGCCUCUCAUUUUUCCAAAUAAAAUUUCAGGAUAUAUAUGUGUGUGUAUACACACACAUACAAUU